Messenger RNA from Phytophthora infestans T30-4, 1641 nucleotides. RefSeq lists its product as uncharacterized. Gene Ontology annotation, biological process: mannan biosynthetic process. The record is from RefSeq and is a predicted model, not a curated record. The coding region runs from base 1 to 1641 and encodes 546 amino acids. Gene Ontology annotation, molecular function: alpha-1,2-mannosyltransferase activity. Gene Ontology annotation, cellular component: Golgi apparatus. The transcript has a single exon. Lineage: Eukaryota; Oomycota; Peronosporomycetes; Peronosporales; Peronosporaceae.
AUGGAAUGGCGAUCUCCCCCGCAUAAAGUAUCAUCUCGUCAUCCCCGUCGCUCGACGUCCGUUGUUCGCUGGCUGCUGUACUUACUCGUACUAAGCUGCAUCUCUUCCUUAUCGCUGCUGUUGGUAUGGUCCAAUGAUUCGCUCUCCCCAGCUCUGAGAUUCACGAAUGACCCCGAUGACCUCACAUCAAACCAACAAGCGAGCGUCAAGGUGCUCCCGCUGGGUGACAUGAGACAGCGCACAUUUCGCUGCAUUAGCUGGCGAGCCACGUCGAAUUGCACUCCAUUUGGACCUCGAAUCCCUGCGCAAGAUCAGCCUUGCAGCAGGACAUUGUACAAUGCCAAUGCUGGGUACUGUGAGCUUGAGGACACUCAGAGUGGAGAACGUUUCCAGGUCAUGCGACGACAUUGCACCAGUCUCUUUGAAGCGGCUUAUUUUCGUUGUCAAGAUGCAUUAGCCUUUGUGGAUUUCAGAUUGAAGGCACUAAAGGCCGUUGAGAAAGCGCUCGUGCCAGGGUUCGCGUUACCAAACGUGGUGAGAGGAUCACUAGAUCCACCGAAGGAUGGGAUCAUUAUUGCGGUCUAUCCGAAGCUUGUUGCGAGUGCAUACGCGUUGGUCCGUACGCUUCGGAAAGUAUUACACUGCCACCUACCCAUUGAGCUCUGGUAUUGUCCACAGGAAUUGUACAGCUUCCCUGGUCCUCUUACUCCGUUGAAACACCUCGUUAACUCAGACCCCACUAUCACUUUUCACAAGAUCGACGAUACUCGAGCUAUGGGCUUUGGUGCGAAGGUUUUCUUAAUCUACAACAGUUUACUGGACCGCGUACUGUUUCUUGAUGCCGACAAUUUCCCCGUUCGAGAUCCUAGCUGGCUAUUCCAAGCCUCUAAAUUUGUGACUACGGGUGCCCUAUUCUGGCCGGAUUUCUGGCAUCCCAAACGAACAAUCUUCAAUAUCCACGAGAAAUCGAUGCUCUGGGAGCUGCUGGACGUGUCUUUCACCGACAUGUUCGAGCAAGAGAGUGGGCGACUUCUUGUCGACCGACGAAGACAUGCAGCUCCGCUGAAAUUAGCAUUCUUCUACAUGUUUCAUCAACCCAAUUACUUCACUAAACUCAAGGUAGCGCAUGGUGACAAGGAUCUCUUCCGGUUCGCAUGGCUUAUGUUGAAUGCCUCUUUUCACAUGGUGCAGUCACCUCCAGCUGUAGCGGGAAAAUUGAUCAACGACACCUUUUGCGGCAUGACAAUGGUGCAAUUCGAUCUCGAAGACAGCGUGCUCUUUCUGCAUCGGAAUCAAUUCAAACUCACCGGGAAACUCGCAGGACUUAAGAAGAGAAAAGCUCCCGAGGCUGAUGGACUACCUGAUCAAGUUAUCUGGACGCAUCUACUCUCCUUUAACAACACAUACGAUACGGAACACUACAUCAUCGACACUUACAGAGCAGACCCAGUCUUCCCGAAAUCCCAGAGCUGUUUCGGUAAACGCAAACUAGACAAGAACCCACACUUUACUUCACAGAACUUCAGUACCUUUAACUUUGCAGGUUUGGAGAAUAAGGUCCGCCAAUUCGCUCUAGAUGCUGUUAACCUGCUUCCAGCUAGACACAAUGUAGAUACCUUACGGCAAAGGCUGGCUGGAUAA